This is a messenger RNA of Penicillium chermesinum, 1086 nucleotides long. RefSeq names its product homoisocitrate dehydrogenase lysB (gene lysB). The record is from RefSeq and is a predicted model, not a curated record. Gene Ontology annotation, cellular component: mitochondrion. The coding region runs from base 1 to 1086 and encodes 361 amino acids. Gene Ontology annotation, biological process: tricarboxylic acid cycle; isocitrate metabolic process. Gene Ontology annotation, molecular function: isocitrate dehydrogenase (NAD+) activity; NAD binding; magnesium ion binding. NCBI's taxonomy places the organism in Eukaryota, Fungi, Ascomycota, Eurotiomycetes, Eurotiales, Aspergillaceae. The transcript has 4 exons.
AUGGCUGCUGCUGCUCGUACUCUCCGCAUUGGACUUAUUCCCGGUGACGGCAUCGGCCGAGAGGUCAUUCCGGCUGGUCGACGGAUUCUUGAAUCUCUCCCCUCAUCUCUGAACCUCAACUUCAGCUUUGUAGACCUGGAGGCUGGUUACGACACUUUCAAAGCUACUGGAACCGCCCUGCCCGACAAGACCGUCGACAUCCUCAAGAAGGAGUGUGAUGGAGCUCUCUUCGGCGCUGUCAGCUCCCCAAGCACCAAGGUCGCUGGCUACUCCUCCCCCAUUGUUGCCCUUCGCAAGAAGCUCGAUCUGUAUGCCAACGUCCGUCCCGUCAAGACCACCGCCGGCAGUAGCAACGGCAACCCAAUUGACCUGGUGAUCGUCCGUGAGAACACCGAAGACCUGUAUGUCAAGGAGGAGCAGACCAAGGAGACCCCGGAGGGCAAGGUCGCCGAGGCCAUCAAGCGCAUUUCCGAGCGCGCCUCGUCGCGCAUCUCCACCAUCGCCGGAGAGAUUGCCCUGCGUCGCCAGAACAUCCGCACCGCAGCCCCCGGAACCUCAAACCGCACCAGCCCCAUGGUGACCAUCACCCACAAGUCGAACGUCCUCUCUCAGACCGACGGUCUCUUCCGUGAGACCGCUCGCAAGGCCCUUGCCGCACAGAAGUUCUCUUCCGUCCACGUGGAGGAGCAGAUCGUCGACUCCAUGGUCUACAAGCUGUUCCGCCAGCCUGAGUACUAUGAUGUCAUUGUCGCUCCUAACCUGUACGGUGACAUUCUGUCGGACGGUGCCGCCGCGCUCGUCGGCAGCCUGGGUCUCGUUCCCAGCGCCAACGUCGGCGAUGGCUUCGCUAUCGGUGAGCCCUGCCACGGCUCUGCCCCCGAUAUCGAGGGCAAGGGCAUCGCCAACCCCAUUGCUACCCUGCGCAGUGUUGCUCUCAUGCUCGAGUUCCUCGGCGAGGAGAACGCUGCCGCCAAGAUCUACGCCGCCGUCGACGGCAACCUGGACGAUGCUAAGUUCCUCUCCCCCGACAUGGGUGGCGAGGCCACUACCGAGGAGGUUCUGAACGAUGUGCUGAAGCGCCUGUAG